AAUGGGAAAAAUCAACAUGAAAGGGGAAGAAACUCGGCAGCGUCGGAAAGAAGGUCGGACCAGGAAUGGAGAGCGAUCCAGGCAGAAAGCAAAGAGCAAGAGUAAACACAAAGAGAGCAAACUUGGCAGCCAGAGCACAGAGGAUGGCCCUUUGCUCCUGCCUCAGAAGCAGCCUCCCGAGGCAAAAGUGGCCAUGGCAAAACUGCAGGAGGAAUCGGCCUUGGCGAUUGGCCUCCAGGUGCUCCUGCCUUACCUGCUGGCAGGCAUGGGCAUGGUCCUGGCAGGCAUGGUCUUGGAUUAUAUUCAGCACUGGAAAGUGUUUAUAAAAAUCAGAGAAAUGUUUAUUUUGAUUCCAGCCCUGAUUGGUUUGAAAGGCAAUCUUGAAAUGACCUUGGCAUCUAGACUUUCUACAGCUGCUAAUACUGGCCGGAUGGAUAAUACACAGGAAAAAUGGAAAAUGGCUAUUUGCAAUAUGGCCUUGAUUCAGGUACAAGCCACUGUGAUAGGUCUUCUGGCAGCUGUAGCAGCAAUCCUUCUAGGGGCACUCUCUAAUGGGUAUUUGGAGCUGAACCAUGCCAUUGUGUUGUGUGCCAGCAGCCUGACAACAGCAUUUGUAGCUGCCUUUUUCCUUGGAUUGUUGAUGAUUGGUGUAAUCAUUGGAGCAAGAAAGAUUGGGAUAAAUCCAGAUAAUGUUGCUACUCCUAUAGCUGCAAGCCUUGGAGAUUUGAUUACUCUUAGUCUGCUGGCUGGAAUUAGCAGUGUUCUCUUCAGAUAUAUAGAUGUAACAUAUCUGUCCCCUAUGGUCUGUACCAUUUUCAUUGUUUUGAUUCCUUUGUGGAUUGCUAUUGCCCGGCAGAGUCCUCCCAUUGCUGAAGUCUUGAAGACUGGAUGGCAGCCAAUUAUAAUCGCAAUGAUCAUCAGCAGCCUUGGUGGAGUGAUUUUGGACAAAACUGUAACACAACCAAAAUUUGAAGGCAUUGCUGUUUUCGUUCCAGUGAUCAACGGUGUUGGUGGCAAUUUGGUGGCUAUCCAGGCCAGUCGCAUCUCCACAUUUCUGCAUUUCUGGAGCAUGCCUGGAGUCCUGCCACACAAAAUGACGCAGCAUUGGCCUAAUCCGUGUACCACCUUCUUCGCUUCAGGUAUCAAUUCUAAAUCAGCUCGUGUCCUGAUCUUGCUAGUGAUCCCAGGACACCUGGUGUUCCUCUAUGCUAUACAUCUCUUUGAGGGAGGCCACACAGUAAUCACAUUCACUUUUGUGGCGUUUUAUCUGACAGCUGCUGUCCUGCAGGUGGGAAUUCUGCUCUACGUGGCUGACAUCAUUGUGCGACUAAUGUGGAGAAAGGGUCUGGAUCCUGACAAUUAUUCCAUUCCCUACCUCACUGCCCUAGGAGAUCUCCUGGGCACUGGCUUCCUGGCCGUUUGCUUCUACUUGCUUUGGCUGCUCAGCGGUUUGGAGCCAAAACUAGGGAACUAAAAUGUUUCAGCCAUAGUGUCAAACUGCCUGCGAAUCUCUCACAAUCUUCAACAGGAUACUGAAAAGAGGGCAUCCGGGUUCCUAAACUGGAAUGGAUUGUCCUCCCUUUUCAUCUCAACACUGCAUAGCUGAAAGUUGGAAAAGAGCUACAAAUGACGUCACAUAAUCAUGUAUCACAGCUUUUGAAGUGUCAGCAAGGAAAGGAUUGUGAAGCACUCUGAUCAGUUUUUCAACCAGUCAAGGAAUCUUACUACAAUGGCUUGGUUUGAACAGUCUGUGGAUGCUACCAGAAAGCUAACCCCUCUUUUCAGUAGGGUUGAGCUUGUGUCCUUGAUGAGAUGCCAUGUUGUCUCCGCUACCCUUCAAAGAAGGCAUUUUGCUUUCUGUCUGCUAUGUGUUCCCACAAAGAAAGAGGGAAAAUUAUGUCCAGGACUGUUUUCACUGAAUCCCUAAACAUAAAAAGAGAAACAAAGUGCAAACUCUGCUUCAUGACACCUCAUGCAUUGUGGCAACCUGCUCAGCGAAAAUUACUUUGCAUUAAAAUUUUUAAUCUGUC
Messenger RNA from Protobothrops mucrosquamatus (brown spotted pit viper), 2030 nucleotides. RefSeq names its product solute carrier family 41 member 3 (gene SLC41A3). The record is from RefSeq and is a predicted model, not a curated record. The transcript is spliced from 10 exons. NCBI's taxonomy places the organism in Eukaryota, Metazoa, Chordata, Lepidosauria, Squamata, Viperidae. Gene Ontology annotation, biological process: monoatomic cation transport. Gene Ontology annotation, molecular function: monoatomic cation transmembrane transporter activity. Gene Ontology annotation, cellular component: plasma membrane. Bases 2 to 1474 code for a protein of 490 amino acids.